AUGCUGCUUUCUUUCCUGCACGUUCAGUUGUUGUUGAGCUACGGUGCUGACCCCAACCAGCGAGACAGCCUGGGGAACACCCCUCUGCAUCUGGCGGCCUGUACCAACCACGUGCCUGUCAUCACCACGCUGCUGAGAGGAGGAUCCCGUGUGGAUGCCCUCGAUCGAGCAGGCAGGACCCCGCUACACCUGGCUCGCUCCAAACUUAACAUUUUGCAAGAAGGAGAAUCACGCAGCUUAGAGACGUUGAGAGGGGAAGUCUUACAGGUACAGGAGAUCACUUCUAUGGUUUAG
Molecule: messenger RNA, 294 nt
Organism: Nematolebias whitei (Rio pearlfish)
Lineage: Eukaryota; Metazoa; Chordata; Actinopteri; Cyprinodontiformes; Rivulidae
Product: ankyrin repeat domain-containing protein 54
Exons: 4
Coding region: 1-294 (97 amino acids)
Molecular function (GO): protein binding
Source: RefSeq, a predicted model, not a curated record